UUUCAUUUCAAAAUUUCACCUUGACUAAUGAUUAAGAUUUAGCUGGCAGUGAUAGUAUUUCUUGUUUUAUUUUCCUAUCUUAGGCAACAUACAAGAUGUCCCUUGGAACGCAGACGGGAAAGUUGCGGGCUUUGAUUAAUUGGUGGGUCAGAAAAGGAAAGGCUGCUUCGAAAAAAGGAUCCAAGCUGUAUGAUAAAAUAGUGGCAAAGGAGCAUACUCCUCGUGACUUCGACGAAAUGAAAAGAGUUUCCCUGGAGAAAAAAACAUGCUGG
This is a messenger RNA of Amoebophrya sp. A25, 272 nucleotides long. Lineage: Eukaryota; Dinophyceae; Syndiniales; Amoebophryaceae. The record is from the annotation of a GenBank genome assembly.